AAGUAUUAUUCUUAGAAUAAUUUUCGUGUAUUAACCCGGAAUUUUCAAAUAGAUUUUUGGACAUAAAUCGCAGCAAAAGUGAAACACGAGAAGGCUAUCAAUAAAUGGGUGUGUGGUAUUGUUUAAAAAUCCCAUGACUGUUUUAAUUGUGUAAUAGACUUCUCCUUAAAGAUUUUAUCUUUUCCAUUCAGUAUCGAAGAAAAGAUAACAAGUAUGCUUGUUUGUAAUAUUGAAACAUUGUGAAUUUCGGAUAGUUGAACAUCAAAAUGGGUCAACUUUUUACACAUCCCAAAAAGAAUGAAACCACUAUUUUUAGUCAAACGUUUAAAUUAAAGUUUAGUAAUAGUGUUGGAGUGGAUUGGAGAACUCUUGGGCGUUGGUUAAAUAUUGAAGAUAGCUAUUUAGACAUCAUUGAUAAAGAUAAUAGUAAAAGUGAUGAGAAAGCAUAUUCAAUGUUAACUAAAUGGUUGCAAAUGAAAGACAAUCCAACACUUGAGGAUUUAAAAACAGCUUUAAAAGAAAUGAAUAGAAUGGAUCUAGUAAGAAAAGUAGACGAAUUUACAAAAACUUCAAAUUCACCAGUAUCUUCCAAGUUUUCUGCCAAUAAAGAAACUUCAAAUUCACCAGAAUCUUCUAAAUUUUUUGCCAAUAAAGAAACUCCAAAUUCACCAGAAUCUUCUAAAUUUUUUGCCAAUAAAGAAAAUUCAAAUUCACCAGAAUCUUCCAAAUUUUCUGCUAAUAAAGAUUUAUCAAGGGUGACUGCUGAACUAAAAAACUUUUAUCUUAAAUAUUAUGGGAAAAUUAGUGAACUUCAACCACUGUUAAAAGCACCUGAAAAUGUUGAUCUAAUGCAUAAGUUUGUUGAUCUAUGUAUUGUUGAUGCAGCAAAAACCCAAAAGGAUGCUGUUUUUAGUGUUGAACGAAAGGAAUUUCUUGAAAAACAAGUGCGUUAUACUUCAAUUCCAUAUAGUGAAAUAUUUAUGAAUGAAAAAUCAGUAAUAUUAAUAUCUGGAAUAGCUGGUAUUGGGAAAACAUGGUUGCUUAAAAAAUGUUUGCUUGAUUGGUCAAAUGAUAUAAUUUGGAAAAAUGUUGAACUUGUUUUUUAUUUGGAAUGCAGAAGGAUUAAUCAAUAUGAAAAUAUUUCAAAUAUUAACGAUUUACUAAGCGUUUUCUACAAAGACAUUAUAAGCAACUUUAAUAUUAGUAAUCAUACUGUACUGUUUAUAAUUGAUGGGUUAGAUGAGUUUAAAUAUUUCAAUGAAUUAUCAAACCCAAGAUUAAAGUGUAACUAUCCUAUUGUUAAUGUUUUAGCAGAAAUUCAAAGAUAUAAACAUUUAGUUGCUGGUAGAGUUUAUGCAAUAGAUCAAUACCAAAGUUUAUAUACAGAUCAUAGUGAUAAGUUAACCAUUCAAAUAAUGGGGUUUAACGAAAAUGGAAUAACGAAUUAUGUAGAAAGUCAUGUUACUGAAGAAAAUAAAGAAAUUGUAAAAGCAACUUUAAAGGAAUCUCCAAUUGCAAAAGCUAUGGCAUCAGUUCCUUUUUAUUUAUCUUCCAUGUGUAAAAUUAUAAGUGAUUCAAAAAAAAAAAACACUAAUUCUUUCUUAACAAUGACAGAUUUGUAUGCGAAUAUUUUUUUAUACUUUUUAAAAAUACACAUCAUCAAAAACAAUGAAAUGAUUUAUCAGAUAAUCGAAAUGAAUUCUAAUAAACUAUAUAUUUUAAAUAUUUGUAAAAUUGCGUAUGAAUUGUUUGUUUUAAAUAAAAUAAUUUUUUCCAAAAAAGAUCUUCAAACCUUUAUUGACUUUGACUUUGAUAAAAAUGAAAAUUUUUAUGGAUUUAUAGAAAGGAUUGAAACAGAUCUGGGUUGUUAUUAUCAGUUCGCUCAUUUGACAAUAAUGGAGUUUUGUGCAUCUGUUUAUGCAUAUAAUUGUUUGAGUUGUGAUGAGAUUAUGGCCAAUGAUAAGCUAAAGAGUUGUUUAUCAAUGAUUUGUGGAUUAUUUAACAAAAGCCAAAAUAGCUUAUUAAAGUUUCUUGUUGAACUGAAUCCUUCAAAAAAACCCAAUGAAAAAUCUAUCCUUUUGUAUUCUAUUUUAGAUCGUCUAUCUAAAAGUAUUGAAAAAUUUGAUGAUUUCAAUUUUUUCUACGAAUGUUUUUACGAAAGUCAAUCGUCAUUCACUGAUGAAAUAAAAUCAAUUGUUGAUGAACUAAAUAAACAAUGGUUUGGUUGGUUGAUUUCGAUUUACGAUGGAAAAACUUCUUACGCAACUUCUUGCAAUAAUUAUUUCGUAAAUUAUUACAUAAAAUCUGGAAGAAAGUUAAAGCGGUUAAGUGUUAAUAAAAAUAUUUUAAGUGAUGAAGAAAAAAAUCUUUUAAUUCGAUGUUUAACUAAUGUUCGCAAUGUCAACUUUUAUCGUCCAAUUAAUUUCGAAGGAUGGAAACCGAAAGAUAAGAUUAAAGUGUUGUGGAUAUUGAUCUCAGAUUAUUUAAUAACAAAAAAAGAUUUUAAAGAAAAUUUUCUUCCUUGGAUUAAUCUUUGUGAAGAAUUAAAUCUUUCACUUCACGACGACAUUGAUUUCUUUAAAGACAUUUGUGAAUGGAUUCGUUGUUCGAACAUCAAGAAGUUUAAGAUCAAGUACCGUGGAAAAUAUUUUCGUAACGUCGAUGAAUUAACUUUAUAACGCG
Hydra vulgaris (swiftwater hydra) is the source of this 2682-nucleotide messenger RNA. Its product is annotated as protein NLRC5. NCBI's taxonomy places the organism in Eukaryota, Metazoa, Cnidaria, Hydrozoa, Anthoathecata, Hydridae. Gene Ontology annotation, molecular function: protein binding. Gene Ontology annotation, biological process: signal transduction. Gene Ontology annotation, cellular component: cytoplasm. The record is from RefSeq and is a predicted model, not a curated record.